GGCUGGAUUCUUGCGCAUGGGUUGGUGGCAAAUCUGACAAAUUCUAUUACUUUUGUUCUAAGCUCCAUCUGGACACCUUUAGGAAAAGAAGCUAGUUAUUAUGUACUAAAGUAAAUAAUCUGUACUCUUAGAGUAAGAGUUUGAACUGUAGAAUUUAAAGGCAAGAGAACUUAUUAAGGGUCUUCCCCAAAGCUCUCUCCAAGUGAGACUAAACUGUACAUCAUGACAGAUGUUCCAGUGACAUUCAGUCCGGUUGAGUAUAAUGGAGAUACACCACCUGAAAAUGGUCAACAAAAAAUCACUAAAAUCACUGAGGAAGCCGCUGAUGUGGAUGGUGCCCCAUCAUACAGCAGGGUGGAACCUAGUCUUGAAGAUAUACCCACCGGAGGAAAUCGGGAGAAAAGUGAAAAAUUACAAGGGACCAUACUGCUCAACUCAUCUAUGGAUGAGAAGAUUCUAAAAGAAAAACCAGAAGAGAAUCUCUAUAUUGUUCAUAAGGCUAUCACAGAUCUUUCUCUCCAAGAAACAAUUGUUGAUGAAAUGACAUUCAGAGGAGGGCAUCAGUGGGAGAAGAUUCCUUUGAGGAGUAGUAACCAAGAAAUAAGUAGACAGAAAGGAAGAAUUGCUGAACAACCUCUAGAAGAGAGAGAAGAUGAGGAUCUGAAGACCAAAACUCAUCAGGCAACUGAAAUUGAAUGGUUAGGAUUCCGGAAACCUAGCCAAGUUGAUGUGUUAUAUUCUAAGCAUGAUGAAGAGCAAGAAGUUUGGGAUGAAGAAAUUAAUGAUGAUGAUAAUUGCAAAGAUGAUGAAGAUGAAGUUCGAGUAAUAGAAUUUAAGAAAAAAGGUGAAGUGGGUUCUCAAUUAAAAGAGGAAGUUGAUGCAAGUGAGGACUCCCCCCUGAGCAGCCCCAGUUCCCAACCUGUCACACCAGAUGAGCAGCCAACCUUCGAGAAGAAGAGUGACAUCUCCAGAAAUGCUUAUUCAAGAUACAACACAAUAUCCUAUCGGAAAAUCAGAAAGGGGAACACCAAGCAAAGAAUUGAUGAAUUCGAGUCUAUGAUGCAUUUAUAAACUAACUGGAACUGAGAGCUUCUCACACCCACUAAAGCAAAAGCUAAUUUUAUUUUCCCGAGAUGCAUCUUAGUACGCCUUCUUUGAGUCAUCCCCUUUAAAGAAGUGGAAGCUUAAUCUCUAUUUCACUGUAGAAUAAUGUGAAAAUAACCAUAGACAAAAAUCCAGUCUGAUAACCUCAAAUCAAAAAGCUUCACUCUUGGACAUUUGCUUUUUAAAACUUCACUAAUAUAGACCUAUGUGAUAAGCACUAAAUGGCCAGCACUGCAGGGGAAGCUGGCAUUUAAAAGUUUGGCUUUAAAAGUAGUAAUGCUAGGAAUUGUAGUUGUCAAAUGAAAGAGGACUAUUUGAAAUGAAAUGUGUUUCUUUUAGUGUCUUUCUUCUGUACACUGAGGGUGAUAGAAAGCCUGGUAUUAAAUCUCUCUUUCUUUUAAACAUGGUUUUAUAGACUCUGGCAAUAAACUUUCCAAAA
Messenger RNA from Camelus dromedarius (Arabian camel), 1543 nucleotides. It is a transcript of the gene ERMN, whose product is annotated as ermin. Gene Ontology annotation, cellular component: myelin sheath; internode region of axon; paranode region of axon. The transcript is spliced from 3 exons. Gene Ontology annotation, molecular function: actin filament binding. Lineage: Eukaryota; Metazoa; Chordata; Mammalia; Artiodactyla; Camelidae. Bases 223 to 1071 code for a protein of 282 amino acids. Gene Ontology annotation, biological process: morphogenesis of a branching structure; regulation of cell projection organization; actin filament organization. The record is from RefSeq and is a predicted model, not a curated record.